AUGGAAGAUUUUGUUUCAAAUAAACUAAAUGAGUGGGCUCAAAAUAUCGAUCAGUUUGUAUUUGAUAAUUUGAGUGAUUCAGACAUAUCUUCAUUGAUUAAUAGUAUUGGCGACUUCCGAAAAUUUUCCAUACUAUAUAAUAAUUAUAAAUUAUCCACAAAUAAUCCUGAGCCUGACAUUCAUGUGCUUAAAAAAUUACCUCAUUCCCAAGAUCCGUCUAUCAAUGUUGUUGAUGUACUGAAUGCUCCAAUUAUAAUUAAAGAUGCAGAGGUUAUUCACGAUCAACCAAAUAUACAAAUAAUCAGUGCAGUUACAAGUAGAAAAUUAAAUUUUAUACAACAAAAAGAGUAUUUGGCUAGACUACUAAAUACUCCAACUAAAGAUAUAAUCGAAAGCGAUAUUCGUGGAGUCGCUGCUCUUAAAUUAAACGAUAAGCAAAAAACGUUUCGAAACAAUAUUGCUCAUAUAAUUUUAGAUAAAGUUCUGGAUGUUGAUCCAUCGUUCAAGAUACCCAGAGAGUUGUUUGCCAAAUGGGCGACUGAAUUAAGUGUUAUUAUCCCAACUGAUUUGCCUCAAGUUUAUUAUUUUGAAUCGUCAGUGAAUGAAAAGGGUCAACCUUCAUCGGCUGGUGGCGUAUUGUAUAAUACGUGGAUGAGUAAGCGCAGAAAAUUGAAAAAGGCUGGUAUGAUUGUUGAUGCAAAAUUAAAACAACCUACUGAACAAGAAAUAACUUCUGCAAGUCCCGAUGUAGAAGAAGAUUUAACUUGGCUUCGCAAUUGCACAGGACCUUUGAAAGAUGUCAUCGCAAAAUGGAAACAUACCCAUAAACAUCGAUUAAAUGACUUUAGAACGAUAUCGAUAUCGAGUUAUUUAGAAAAAUUUUUAUUCCUCCGAGGACCACAGGGUUAUUCAUUAAUUGAAAUUGACUUCAAUGAGAUUUAUAAGGAACGUUCUAAUCAUUUCCUAAGCAAGUGGCCUAAAGUCUCUUCAAAAAUUAUCUCCUUAGCAAGAAAAAGAUUUGACUCAAAUUUUAAUGUUUUAGAAUUAUUAAAAAAACACGUGAAAAAUCAAGAUACUGAUAAUAGUGAAGUGAUAGCCUUAUUGCUACUACCUUUUUUUCUUGGGACAAGAAAUUUAAAACGAAACUCCAAGGGUCAUCCUAGACGAUCCUCGUCAGCAGAAAGCCAACAUCAUUUCAUUUUGCAUGUUGAAUCGAAUGAUUUGAUCGAUGAUGAACUUGAACUUCGACAGAAACAACUAAAAAAUCUUGGAGAGAGUAAUCAGCCAUUCGUCGUAUUAGUAGGAACGCUAUCGAGACUUUCAUCAUGCCAAGUUCGAAUAGAAGAUACUACGUACAUUCUUCCUAAUGCAACAAAAGCAGUUGAUAUUUGUUUUAAAUCAUUUACAGCAUUAGAUGCUAAAUAUCCUGAAUUUUGUAAAUGUAUAUGGUCAUUUAUUGAUAAAACUAUUUACAAGUGUAUUGAAGAGGGAUGUGAUAGAAUGUAUGGAAAUGUAUUAACAUUUAAAAAACAUUUACGUCUUGUUCAUGAAUCAAAAUAUAAUGUAACGGUGCCUGAUGAUAUUAAUAAAAUAGAAAGUUGUCAUACUGAAAAAAAAGAAAGCAAUUCGUUGUCAAGUUAUGCUACAGUUAUAGAAAAAUUUGAUUCUGAAAAUAACGCCGAGGUAAUAAAAAAAACCUCAUCAGCUUCACAAAGUUUAAGCUACAGUAAUUUUGCGAGUACAAAUAAUAAUGUUCAAAAUUUUCGAAAUAACAUUUUUUCCAAUAAACAUUUUCCGAAUGAAAAGAGAGAAUCGUUACAAACUAAUGAUAAAAAGACAGAAGCUAACAAGACAUUCAACUUCAAUACUGAGUCCAAUAGAUCUGCAACAAAUAAGCUUACAACCGAUCUUACUGAAUUUUUGUCCUAUUUAUAUACUCUAAAAAUAUCAAGAAAAGACGCAGUAUCGAUAAUUAAUAAAAUGAAUUUAUUUUUAUCACAAAGCGUUUUUCCAUAUAUCUUACAACAAGUAAAAGACGAAUUAAAUGAUGAGAAUAUUUCCAGAAAAUUUGAAAUCAUAUUGAAGAGAAUGAAUUUUCUAGAGGAUUUUAAAAGUGAUGAACGAUGUCUACAGUUUUUAGAAGAUAAUGAUGCAUAUAAUUCUCCUUCAGAAGGUGUCUUAGGCUACGCACAGCUACCAGAGAAAGCAAACAAUGAUAUCAUUAUGGUACCUAAAGCUAUUACGUUUGAAUUUAUCUCACCAACAGAGACGCUGAGCUAUUUGUUUGAAAAGCCUGAUUUUUAUAAUUUAAUAAUGUCAUACACUAAUGAGUUAAAUAAUGAAACAGAUGCUUUAUAUAACAUUAUGCAAGCUGAGCUCUGGAAAAGUAAUGCUUCGUCACGAUUAGGACAAAUAGUUUUGCCGUUAUUGGUAUAUUUUGAUGGCUUUGACACCGGCAAUGUAUUUGGUUCCCACUGUGGCUCCAAUUCUAUCGGGGGAUUGUACUAUACACUCGCAUGUAUACCUCCACAGUAUCGCUCUCAAUUAAAUUUUAUUUUUAUUGGUCAGCUGAUUUAUGAUCAAGAUCGGAAAAUUUUUGGUAAUGAUGCUACUUUUGGACGAAUAAUAGAAGAAUUUAAGCAGUUAAGAACUAAAGGAAUAAAUAUUCAAGUCAAUAAUAUGAUAAAAACUAUAUAUUUUGAAGUUAUUUUGAUAACUGGGGAUAAUUUAGGACUAAAUGGAAUUUUGGGCUUUGUUGAAAGUUUCGGUGUUUCAAAAUAUUAUUGUCGCUUUUGUAAAAUGUCAAGAACUACAUGUGAAGAGCAGUUUGUUGAAGAUGAGAAUCUCAUUCGUAAUAAAAAACAAUACGAUAGUGAUCUAAUUAUUAAUAAUAUUUCAUUGACUGGAAUAAAAGAAAAAAGUGUCUGGAAUAAGUUGCACAAUUUUCACGUAACAACUAAUUCUGCAGUUGACAUCAGUCAUGAUAUGUUUGAAGGUGUAUGUAUUGAUACGUUAAAAAUGAUUCUUCAUCAUUUUAUUUUUAAAGAACAAUUGUUUGAUGUUGAUACUUUAAAUAGGCGCAUUACUUUAUUCGAUUAUGGCAUUUCAGAAAAAUCCAGUAAACCUCCAAAUAUUACUACUGAUUCAACAUCUGAGUUUAAGUUGAAAAUUAAAAUGUCAGCUUCAGAAAUGACUUGUUUUGUACGAUACUUAGGAUUAAUGAUCGGUGACUUAGUUCCUCGUAACCACAAAGUUUGGGACGUUUGGAUCCAACUUAGAUAUAUUAUAUCUAUGAUUACUUCUCCUGUUGUUUAUCAAUCGAUGAUAAUUAAAUUAAAAUCUUGGAUAUCAAAAUUUUUAAUCCUUCAAACUCAGACAUUUAAUUGGAAAAUAAAACCCAAAGCUCAUUUUUUGACCCAUUAUCCAAGAAUGAUGAAUUUAAUUGGCCCUUUGCCUCAUUGCUCAACCAUCAGAUGGGAAGCUUUUCAUAAAAGAUUAAAAGCUGACGCAGUGUCAACUUCAAGUAAAAAAAAUAUAACCCAUACUAUUUGUGUCAAAGAACAAUUAAGAUUCAAAGAUUUUUUCAAAGACACUGAAUACCUGAAUAUUUUGAAUUUUGGCAAGAAAUUGAAAGUUACUAAAACAUUGAAUGAUUACCUAUCUAGAACUUUUUCAGAGGCUAAAUCUAUCAACAUUUUUUCAUGGAUAGAAAUAGCUGGAACUAAAUAUUGUAACGGUAUUACUGUAAUAAUUCGUUUGAAAACUAUUGAUCAAUUACCUUUAUUUGGUAAAAUUAUACUCGUACUUGAAAUUGAUGGAGUAAUUUAUUUUCAACUGAAAUCUUUGAAAUCUACAACUUUUGAUGAACAUUACUUUGCAUAUGAAAUCUCCGCAAAUGAAUCUACAGAUAUACGUUACAUAAAAUAUGACUCAAUUCCUAUAAAGACUCCUUGUUUAAACAUUAAAAAAUUUUCGAAACAGUAUGUUGCAACGAGAUCUAUAAUUCCGGAUCUACAGAUUGUUAAACAAUCAUAA
Molecule: messenger RNA, 4035 nt
Organism: Cotesia congregata
Lineage: Eukaryota; Metazoa; Arthropoda; Insecta; Hymenoptera; Braconidae
Source: the annotation of a GenBank genome assembly